AUGUCGAACAACAACUGGCAGGAGGAAGCCAUGCGCCGCCUUCGACAGAUGCAGCAGGCUCGUGGUGGUGUUGGAGGAGGUGGCCCUCAGAUGCCUCGAGCAGCCGGUGGUGCCCUCUUCGGCGGUCUACUACUCGCUGGUGGUGCUCUGUUCCUGUCAAACUCCCUAUUCAACGUCGAUGGUGGUCACAGAGCCAUCAAGUACCAGAGGCUAAGUGGUGUGAGCAAGGAGAUCUACAAUGAAGGAACGCACAUCAACAUCCCUUGGUUUGAGACACCAAUUGUGUACGAUGUCCGAGCAAAGCCACGCAAUGUUGCGUCUCUGACCGGAACCAAGGAUCUGCAGAUGGUCAACAUCACCUGCCGUGUGCUCUCUCGCCCACAGAUUGAUGCUCUGCCUCAGAUCUACCGUACACUAGGCACCGACUACGACGAACGUGUGCUGCCGUCUAUUGUCAAUGAAGUUCUCAAGAGUGUCGUUGCUCAGUUCAACGCUAGCCAGCUCAUCACACAGCGAGAGAAUGUUGCCAGGCUGGUUCGAGAGAACCUUGCUCGACGAGCCGCUCGAUUCAACAUUCUCCUCGACGACGUAUCUCUAACUCACCUUGCCUUCUCUCCCGAAUUCACAGCUGCUGUUGAGGCUAAGCAGGUUGCCCAGCAAGAGGCGCAACGAGCUGCUUUCAUCGUCGACAAGGCUCGACAGGAGAAGCAGGCCAUGGUUGUCAAGGCACAGGGUGAGGCUCGCUCUGCUGAACUGAUUGGUGAGGCUAUCAAGAAGAACAAGGCCUAUGUUGAGCUCAAGAAGAUUGAGAACGCUCGACAGAUUGCUGCUCAGCUCCAAGAGGCUGGCUCUAAGAACAGACUCAUGCUUGACUCUGAGGGUCUGGGUCUCAAUGUCUUUGACAGUAAUGACAAGAACUGA
Molecule: messenger RNA, 921 nt
Organism: Fusarium tjaetaba
Lineage: Eukaryota; Fungi; Ascomycota; Sordariomycetes; Hypocreales; Nectriaceae
Product: prohibitin PHB2
Exons: 3
Coding region: 1-921 (306 amino acids)
Biological process (GO): mitochondrion organization
Cellular component (GO): mitochondrion; membrane
Source: RefSeq, a predicted model, not a curated record